AUGGGGGGUAAUCUAACAGUGUCUAGCAAAGAACAACAUGGUUCUACUUUCACAUUCAUUCUGCCAUACAGGGUCUCAAUUGCUUGUGAUAGUUCUGAUUACUCCGAUGAAUUCUCAGACAUGGAGCAUAACGAAUCCGUUUCUGAUGAUACAACAACAGAAGGUUUCUUCCAAUUCCACACAAACCGAACUCACAAGCUAUCGCCACACAAAUUCAGUGGAUUUUCCGAGAGUUCAUUCUCAUUUCCCGCUAUUUCUAAUGACAUCAUAUCAAAAGGGACGUGUUCUUUCGAUGACUCAUCUUCAGUUGUUGACGCCUCAGACAUGUCUGAAUCAGCUAGUUCAUCUAGUAAUAAACAUCAUUUGUAUAACACUCAUGCAUGGAGAAGUAGUAAAUCAGAAGUAACCCAAAUCCAUAUCUAA
Molecule: messenger RNA, 423 nt
Organism: Vicia faba (fava bean)
Lineage: Eukaryota; Viridiplantae; Streptophyta; Magnoliopsida; Fabales; Fabaceae
Source: the annotation of a GenBank genome assembly